UCUCUCGUCAUAGCAAACCAAUGUAGUUCGACUGUGGCGGUGAAAGCUUGUUGCGAUGAAGAUGUGUGAGCAGGCGGCAGAGUAUUUUCACAGUCUGAGUCACAUAAAGAAUAAAGAUGCUGCCGAAGUUAGAUGGUCUCACGCAGUGAACAGCAGGAGCACACUGGCCAAGGCACUCAACGGUCCCACCCAUAUGAUUGAAGCUGACAUAAUCAUGAGGGGUCAUGACCCUAAAGAGCCAAUCAUGGCCCACCCCCCUGACACUGACAGUGACAUCACACUGAAGGAGUGGCUUAAAGCGGUCCGGCUUCAUCCAAAGGGUGUCAAACUGGACUUCAAGAGCCUGGAGGCUCUGUCUCUCUCCACCGCUCUGUUGCAGGAGGGGCUGUCUCAGAUCCCUUGUCCUGUGUGGAUCAAUGCUGAUGUCCUCCCAGGGCCUGGAGGUGAACAGACCCCAUUGGAGCCUCGAGCUUUCCUGGCUGUUGUGAGGACUCUUCCCAGUAACAUUGUGCUCUCUCUUGGCUGGACCACCAACUGGGCUGCUGGGAUUGAUAAUCCAGGUUACAGUUGGGACAUGAUGCAUGAGAUGGAGGACAUAUGCGGUGGCCUUCAAAAUCUGGUCACAUUCCCAGUGCGUGCGGCUCUUCUGGCCAAGUCCUUUCCUCAGCUUUCAUGGUUGCUGCAACAGUCCAACAGGUACUCUCUAACAGUGUGGACAGGCCAGAAUGACGAGUUCACAAUACAGGACCUUCUUCCUUAUAGAACCCAGAUGGAUGUCAGCAGAAUCUGCUAUGACCUACCAGAGAGUAUAAGGACAGAGCUCACAAACGCUUGACAAGAUGGUAUCUGGACUUCAUGAUGUCAUUUAACAAGGACUGUUUCAAAAAUGGAUUUAUUUGGCAGAGGAGAGAGUUCAUCUAGUCUGUUUGGAAGUUUUACUGUAUAAUAUUUAUUUAUUUAUUAUUUAUUUAUAACAUUAUAAUAUUUAUAUGCUAUUAUUAUAUUUAUAUGCUUUAUCAUGACUGCACACUCUUGCAUAAGUAUAACGUAUGUGUGAUGAGAUGGUGCUCAUCUAUUUGUAAUAAAAGAAUAAUCAAUCUGUA
Doryrhamphus excisus (bluestripe pipefish) is the source of this 1103-nucleotide messenger RNA. It is a transcript of the gene fam151b, whose product is annotated as family with sequence similarity 151 member B. Lineage: Eukaryota; Metazoa; Chordata; Actinopteri; Syngnathiformes; Syngnathidae. The record is from RefSeq and is a predicted model, not a curated record.